UCCUCUCAGCCCAGGGAGCCUGGUCUACAGGCUGGUAAGGUAGCCAGUCUAUUCCGUGCCCAGUGCUCGCUCACCUUGUAUUUUGAACGGUAAAUACGGUAAUGAGAGGGCAGAAAUUCAGAAGAUCGUACGGGAUACGACCCACUCCUGGAGUGUCCCGGCGACGCUACGUUUACUGAGCAUGCUCUGUUGCUCUAUCAUCGUUGCCCGCCAGUCCAUUUGUAUCAACUUGGCUGCUCUUGCUGGCCUUCGCAUUUGCUCUAUCGUUUCUCCUUCUUCUCCCUCAGACCCUCUUCUCCCCCAGGAAGACAAAAGCAGACCGUCUGACUCGGAACUGGCCGCCAAAAUCCCCGCUCCCCGAUCUAUUUCCUACGUUGUGUUUUCCUGUUGCACACACCUCAAUACUUAUACAGCACACCCUCGCACACAGUCAUCUGGAACACAUUUGGUGGGGACACAUAGUGGUUCCAGGCGCCGCCAAAUUGCAUCACGACGAAACCUGGCUAUCCGGAUCGUCACGCCCGAGGGAUGGGCUGAGGAAUGGCCCAACUUGCCCCGCGAUUCCUUGAACACACCCCCAGCCUUAGGGAUUAAUAUCCCGUCCAGAAGCGACACCAAGGAGGAGGCAACGAGCCGUCGAACCAGGAGCCUUGACUCUAGUUUCGUUAGUGUCGCAACUCGAAAGCCUUGCUAUUAAUCUGGGCUCUUCACUCUACCUUACUGGGUCGUCCUCAGGUCCUCUCGUGAUCAGUGGCCUCCUCAUUCUUCCCUCCUCUUAUUCCGCACACGGAGAGCACUAACGUGAACCCUGCCGGUGUGGUCCCCAGUCUCCCCUGUGGCCCCCGUCAUUUCUUACAUACCCGCCGCCCCUCCGCCGGUCCGCCUGGUCAAGCACCGUACUCCAAACUCCACGCCUCGGCGAACAGGCUGCACAACCAAUAACU
Eremomyces bilateralis CBS 781.70 is the source of this 944-nucleotide messenger RNA. RefSeq lists its product as uncharacterized. The record is from RefSeq and is a predicted model, not a curated record. The coding region runs from base 182 to 697 and encodes 171 amino acids. The transcript has a single exon. NCBI's taxonomy places the organism in Eukaryota, Fungi, Ascomycota, Dothideomycetes, Eremomycetales, Eremomycetaceae.